GCCCUCCGGGACCGGCGGUGGCGGGCAGCCGGGGCCGGGCGGCCGCCGCUGAGGCGCGGGGAAGGAACCAGCGGCCCCCGGCCGCUGCGUCUCGGUGGGGGUAGGCGGGCGCUGCGCGGCUCGGUGUCGGCAGCCCCAUCCGCGCUACCCCUGCCCAGCCCCAGCCAUGAAUAUGUAACUCCCCUCUCUUUCCCGAGCUCCAUUGCGGAGGCUGCUGCUCGCCAUAUUGUGCUUCUGGGGCUGCGGCUGCUCCGCCGGCGAGAGAGGGCGACGGGAGCGCGGCGGGAGCCAUGUCUCAAGCUGUGCAGACCAACGGAACGCAGCCUUUAAGCAAAACCUGGGAGCUCAGUUUGUACGAGUUGCAAAGAACGCCUCAGGAAGCAAUCACUGAUGGCUUGGAGAUAGUGGUGUCACCCAGGAGCCUGCACAGUGAACUGAUGUGUCCCAUUUGUUUGGAUAUGUUAAAAAACACCAUGACGACAAAAGAGUGUUUGCAUCGUUUCUGUGCUGACUGUAUCAUUACAGCCCUCAGGAGCGGCAACAAAGAAUGUCCCACUUGUCGUAAGAAGCUAGUGUCAAAACGAUCACUGCGACCAGAUCCCAAUUUUGAUGCUCUCAUCAGUAAAAUUUAUCCAAGCCGUGAUGAAUAUGAAGCUCAUCAGGAGAGAGUCCUAGCAAGAAUCAGCAAACACAAUAACCAGCAAGCUUUAAGUCACAGCAUUGAGGAAGGAUUAAAGAUUCAGGCUAUGAACAGGUUACAGAGGGGCAAGAAACAGCAGAUUGAGAAUGGCAGUGGAGCAGAAGAUAAUGGUGACAGUUCACACUGCAGCAAUGCCUCAACACACAGCAAUCAGGAAGCAGGGCCUAGUAAUAAGAGGACCAAAACAUCAGAUGAUUCUGGGCUAGAACUGGACAAUAACAACACAACUGUGGCCAUAGACCCUGUAAUGGAUGGUGCUAGUGAGAUAGAAUUAGUCUUCAGGCCUCAUCCUACCCUCAUGGAGAACGAUGACAGCGCACAGACGAGAUACAUCAAGACCUCAGGCAAUGCCACCGUUGAUCACCUGUCCAAGUACCUAGCUGUGAGAUUGGCUCUGGAAGAGCUUCGUAGCAAGGGAGAGUCAAACCAGAUGAACCUUGACACGGCCAGUGAGAAGCAGUAUACCAUUUACAUAGCUACUGCCAACGGGCAGUUCACUGUUUUAAAUGGGUCAUUCUCCUUGGAACUGGUCAGUGAGAAGUACUGGAAAGUGAACAAACCCAUGGAACUGUACUAUGCACCAACAAAGGAACAUAAAUAAGCUGUGCUGGAAAACUGAGAUGGGACUGUUUUUAUAGCUGACUUCUUCAAUAUUAAGAGCAGGCACCACCAUCAUCUUCAUGGACGAUACAUGCGAUGCCUUCAGGCUCUCUCAGUAUACUUAUUAAUAUGAUUAGACAGUAUUCUUGGUUGUAUUUAAUUUAGACUUUUUUUCUCUAAGAGACUAAAUGACCUUCUCCAGUGCAUUCCAGUGUUUGACAUGCUUUUUUGUUCCCGAUGCAUGAUAACUGAACGAGUGUUCCAGUUUGGAAUGUCUUAAUUUUGUCCAGGUAAAUCUGGAUUUCUACUACAUUUGACACAGUUAUAGUAGCCUCUGUGAAGUAUUGAGCAUUGGAUGGCUAAGUAAGUCUAUUCAAUAGUAACAUAUGCCAAGGAAUGUGUUAAAUGUUGUAAUUUGCUAAUGGUUAUCCAUAUAAAAGAUGGUAGAGAAUUGAUUUUCUGAUGGUCUUGCAGCUAGAGAUGAUCAGAUUCCUGAGGAAAGACUUAUUACUCAGACAAUUUCUUGUGAGCAAAUACAGCUAUAGUGAGAAAACUGACACUUUAAAACCUUGCUGUUUACUGGGCUUCAGUGCAAGGUGAUUCGUGAGAUCGAUCUGCUUUCUAACACAUAGUUCAAACAAAACCAGAAAAAAGCAAACCCAGAGCCCUUCCCUGUGUAGAACAUCCCAGUCUUGAUUCACGCUGCAGUUUCCCAUCUGGCCCUUGUUGCAGUGAUGAUCCUGUCCUCACAAGCUUAAUUAAAUGAAAUCUUCUGGAAGUUUUACAGCCCUACUCUGUUCCCUGUUAUAACAGAUUUUUAUUGUGAAUGUAUCAGUCUUCUGUAAAGAACUGUCUUGAAAACUUCUGUUGAACAUAAAUCCUCUAAAUUCCAGCACACUGACAAAAUGCACCAUCAAAAUACUUUUGCUUUAUAGAAUUCUUGCCACCCCAGCUGUGAGCUUAUCUAGGCUUCAGUUUGAGUAGGGAGGACUUCAACCAUAAGCUGCUCUAAGAUUACUUUUUUUUUUUUUUUUUUUUGCGCCAUAGCUUUAACAAAUGUGGCAUAGCACUUUGGAAGAAAAUUUUAGUACUUGACAAAGUUUACCGUUUAGUGUCUUAAAUUUAGGUUCAAGUUUUAAAGCUUGGCAGUAGGCUGUUGUGUGAAGUCCAGUAGCUGCUGUUCAUGUGCAUGUUAAGCUCCUCUUCCCUGGCACUGGACCUUGCUGUCACUUCAUGGGGGCUGCUGUACCUAUUAGCAUCCCGUCUGAGGGGAAUUGUGUUACUGCGAGAUUCCCGUUGCUCUAAGACUUGCUGAUGAAGCCUUCAUGUGCUUGCAUCUGAAGCUAGAGGCAAAAGAGUUGCUGUAAUAGGUGAGAAGCAAUAUACCUGAACCCAUGUGGUAUUGCUCCUUUGUCUUGUGUGUAGUUAGACUGAGCUUUUGGCAUGUGGUACGUAAGUAUCCAACUGCUCGGGGACUCUCUCAGGAAGGAACUACCCUUCCAUUCCUUCUGUCUUUCAAGCUUAGCACUUGUAAAUACGUGUCUGUUCUGACUGCUGUCAUAGUUCAGCUUUAUCCCUAUGUGAAAACUACACAGGCUUCUUUGAAUAAUUAUUUUCUCUGACUGGAAACACCUGUUUCUUUGUGACAAUGAAACUGAAGUUUUCAGGCCCCAGAUCACGGGGGUUAGUUUUUAAUUAAAUACUUUACUCAUUCCUUUCUGGUGAAGUGUUGCAUUUUAUAGACUAUUAGUGCAUGUCCACUGAAUAUAAUCCAGGGGGGCUGGGGGUGUUGUGAUUAUAAAUGCUUUAAAAUUUAUGGGGAAACGUCUAGUUUAGUUGCAGCAUACCUGCCCAUUGUGAUAGCUAAGGUAAUGUCCAGUCCCUUAAGCAAGAGAGGUGUUCGUGAAGCUGAGCAGUCUGUUUAGGAACCGUCUGUCACUUUGUCCCCAGUUCUUAAAAAAGUGUGGGGGAAUGUGAAGCUUUUAUUUUUCAUGUUCAUGUUGUAGUGAAUUUACUGAAUAUUUAUGUUCUUUAAAUAUUAUAUAUAAUGUAGUUGUUUGAUUAAACCAUUGAUUGCACUGUGACUCAUUAGUGCUAUAAACUAUUUUAUUUUCAAAAUGACUUUACUAUUCCAUCUUUUUAAGCCAUGUUACUUUAAGUACAUGAUGCGUGUUAGGUACGGGUAAGCUCUAGUAUCCAACUACAAUCACACUGAAAUUCUUCUUAUAAAUUAACAAUAAAAGCAAAAGUUAUAAAUGAACUAAUGGAAAUUCCAAUGCUGCUGCUUCUUAAAAACAAAAAAAAUUUAACUAGUUUUUGGUUGUGUGAGGGUUAGUGCUACCGUAUAUGGGAUUUUCCAGAGGGAAGGUUGAGCAGAUGUAGCUGACCUCCACGCAUAUUGAUCCUGGCUAGCAGAAUGCGAUUCGAGUUUGGCCUUUAGCACUGUUACAGUCCACUGAAACCAGCUGAACUCCCAUGCACAUCACACACUGUGAAUGAGAAAGAGAGGUGAUGUGGAGCACGUGUGCAUGGCAAGUAAAGGCUAAUGGCUCUUCUACCACUUUGCCACAACCUCUCGCAGAGGUCUGCAGCCUGAGAAGCGCAAGGAUUUUCACAGCACUUGGGCUAAAUGCAACACCUUUGGUUGCAUUUAAUUGUAGACUGAGUAGGUUCAACAGAAAACAACAAAACAAAAACAGAACCUAUAGGAUAGCACUAACAAAUCACGUAGGUUGAGGUACGUUAUCUAAAAAAAAAUACACUAAAAAAACUUCCAUGUUCUUGUCUUCAUAUUGAUGUUGUCAUAUAUAUGUAUAAUUGUAAUAAUUGUACUUAUUACACAGAACUAUAAAACAACUCAGAUUGGAUUUUUCUGGUGUAAAAAGUUGAAGACAAAAUUCUUGCAUAUGCUAAAGGUGUGGUAUACCGAGAUGCACUGAGCUUAACUUCUCUCUGGCCGGGGAAGAGGGAGGUCCCAUUCAGGCUGUACUCAGGCUGCUUGCUGUGCUGACACCGAUUUUCAAAGUUGCCUCUGAAGAGAUUUAUCUCCAUUAAAGUUGCCCUCAAUCUCAGCUGAACUGGGAAGACCCAGAGAAUGCUACAGAGCUUGCAUGCAGCUAUUCUGCUGCAUUUCAAACAUAUAUUUCUUCAUAGUUUGGAUGAACAUCAAACCAGUUUCUGAAAACAUUUUCAGCGAAGCCUAUGCUUGAGAUAAUACAGUAGCAGCCCUGAAUGUGUGAUGCAACACAAAGGUAACUAUUUUAGGAAUCACCUUUACUCUUCCAGAAUACUGAAGAGCAUUAAUACAGUAUGUUGUGAAUGAUGGGACUUUAAUGAUACUGAGCUUUCUAAAGCUCAUUACAAACAGCUGAAUUUUAGUUCCCUACACAUGUAUUUAUUUUUGCAGACCACUGGUUUCCCUCUAACUUGAAAGGGUAGAGGAAUGUUGAAGAAUGAUCAAAUGAGUUGAUGUUGAAGACCUCACUUUUUCAGGGGUUAGAAAAUGGGGAAAGUAAUGCUCUUUUUUUUUUUUUUUUGGUAGAG
This is a messenger RNA of Cygnus atratus (black swan), 4843 nucleotides long. RefSeq names its product ring finger protein 2 (gene RNF2). The transcript is spliced from 7 exons. Bases 291 to 1301 code for a protein of 336 amino acids. The record is from RefSeq and is a predicted model, not a curated record. Lineage: Eukaryota; Metazoa; Chordata; Aves; Anseriformes; Anatidae. Gene Ontology annotation, molecular function: chromatin binding; ubiquitin protein ligase activity. Gene Ontology annotation, cellular component: PcG protein complex; ubiquitin ligase complex.